This is a messenger RNA of Pogona vitticeps (central bearded dragon), 3731 nucleotides long. The record is from RefSeq and is a predicted model, not a curated record. NCBI's taxonomy places the organism in Eukaryota, Metazoa, Chordata, Lepidosauria, Squamata, Agamidae.
GAGCUGUCUUUUAACCCCUUCCCUUCCCUGACCCCCUCCCCUCCCCUUGUAGCCUCGGAUAUUUCAUUGGGCGUCAGGGAGAGCCCGAGCGAGCGAGCGAGCCAUGUCUCGUUUCCCUGGCGGGACCUGGUAACGGGAGGGAGGGAGGGAAGAAACGGGGGGGGCAGCCCCAGCCCCCGUCCUUAUUGCAGAGGACUAAAAAAAGAAGGGGACGGAUCCGUCUGCGACCGAGAAGAGGCAAAAAGGGGGCGGGAAAGAGGACUGAGGGGGAAAGAAAGAGAACGAGAAUGAGUCCUCCGCAUCCGCCAAGCCGAGGCUGCCUUUCUCCUCCGCUGGAUGCAGCGUCUCCUGCCCUCAAAAUGAUGGUGCGGGCGUUGCUGCUGGUCUCGCUCAUCCAGAGUUCUAGCCAAAAAAGUGAUGAUGAUUAUGAAGAUUAUACGACCAACAAAACCUGGGUUUUAACUCCCAAAGUCCACGAGAGUGAUGUUACCCUUAUUUUAAAUGGACUGCUGGAGGGAUAUGACAACAAGCUAAGGCCGGAUAUAGGAGUGCAACCAACAGUAAUUCACACUGAUAUGUAUGUCAAUAGCAUUGGUCCAGUGAAUGCUAUCAAUAUGGAAUAUACAAUAGAUAUAUUUUUUGCUCAAACCUGGUAUGACAGACGACUAAGAUUCAAUAGCACUAUAAAAGUGCUGAGGUUAAACAGCAACAUGGUGGGGAAAAUCUGGAUACCAGACACAUUCUUCAGAAAUUCAAAAAAAGCUGAUGCUCACUGGAUCACCACACCCAAUCGGAUGCUUCGGAUUUGGAAUGAUGGCAGAGUAUUGUAUACACUAAGAUUGACUAUAGAUGCUGAGUGUCAGCUACAGCUGCAUAACUUCCCGAUGGAUGAACAUUCUUGUCCCCUGGCAUUUUCAAGCUAUGGCUAUCCAAAAGAAGAAAUCAUCUACAUGUGGAAGCGCAGUUCAGUGGAAGUGGGGGAUACGAGGUCCUGGAGGUUGUAUCAGUUCUCAUUUAUUGGGCUCAGAAAUACUACUGAAGUGGUGCCCACAACUUCAGGAGAUUAUGUGGUCAUGGCAGUUUACUUUGAUCUUAGCCGAAGGAUGGGCUACUUCACCAUUCAGACUUACAUCCCCUGCACACUCAUCGUAGUGUUGUCCUGGGUCUCCUUCUGGAUUAAUAAGGAUGCUGUUCCAGCCAGAACAUCUUUGGGUAUCACAACCGUCCUGACAAUGACCACACUCAGUACAAUUGCUCGGAAAUCUCUCCCCAAGGUCUCCUAUGUGACGGCCAUGGAUCUCUUUGUAUCAGUUUGCUUCAUUUUUGUUUUUUCUGCACUGGUGGAGUACGGGACUCUUCAUUAUUUUGUCAGUAACAGGAAGCCAAGCAAGGAUAAAGACAAAAAGAAGAAAAACCCUCUUCUUCGGAUGUUUUCAUUCAAGGAAUGCUUAGUACCAGAGAGCAUUGUUGAAGAUCACCCAACUCAUGCUAAGGCACCGACAAUUGAUAUCCGUCCAAGAUCAGCCACAAUUCAAAUGAACAAUGCCACACACCUCCAAGAACGGGAUGAAGAAUAUGGUUAUGAAUGUCUUGAUGGCAAGGACUGUGCAAGUUUUUUCUGCUGCUUUGAGGAUUGCCGAACAGGAGCAUGGCGGCACGGAAGAAUACAUAUCCGUAUUGCCAAAAUGGACUCGUAUGCCCGCAUAUUUUUUCCAACUGCCUUUUGUUUGUUUAAUCUCGUUUACUGGGUCUCCUACCUUUACCUGUAAACAAUCAGAAAGGAAAUCAGUGAAAUGAGCCUUAUUCUUGAAGUUUAUUAGAUGGUUUCCUGUAUAAAUCCACUUAGAUGCCAUGGUGCAAUGGCUAUAGUGAACGUGAGGACUGCGACACACAUAAACAGAUGUUCCUGCAAGUAGGAGCCACACAUUCUCUUCUAUUUCAGGGAAUACUCUGCCCAUGCAUUAUUCCUGCACACACAGAGCAUUCUCUGACAUGUAGGUCAACCCUAACUCAUUAAAACUUCAUUAAACACCAGAGUUUCAUGGAACUUUGAACAAGUUUACAACACAGUGGUCUGAAUUCUUUCGUGCCAUAGCCCAAUAAAUGUCAACUCUCAUAUCAUUUGUCUAAGACGACAGGAAAAUUAUUGUGUAGUUGAAUGCUAUCAUCCUACAUUUUAAGCAAUUUGUUACAAACAAAAUCAAGUAGCAUGUAGAAAUCUACCACUGAAUUUGGGAGGGACAAUGGAGAGAGGACUUACACAAGCUCUUGGAAUCUGAGUAUUAUAAUUUCAGCGAUUUCAGCAAUGACAACAAUGAAGACAACAACACAGAACAGAUCACUGUGAACGUUGGUGAGAAAUGUAUGAUCUUUGUCCUCUAUGGGCUUUUCUUUUUGAAAGAGUCAUCUCUCUCUUCAGAUUAAGGUAAACUAGUCUAUGGAGAAAAAUAGCUUUUCUUUACACCCAAAUAAUAGUAACAAUAAAAUAGAACAUUUGGGUUCCCUCUCUAAGAGCACAUGUACAAAUAUUGCUGUAAAUAUUCCACUACCUUGUAUUACCUUGGGUCUACUGCAUGAAGAUUUUGGGGCUGGGGCUAAAUGGAGCAGAGAUACCAUAUACAGUAUUAUCUUUCAUUUUGUUAGCCCUAACUUGGCUAUAUUAGCAGAAAAAUGUGGAUAAGAAAAGCUUCUUCUUCAUCGUCGUCCUUUUUUUCAGGCAUAAAUGCCUUUUCCCUCAUGCAUGAAAAAUUUGGGCAGAGAGCACUAUCUCUAAGAAGUUAGACAAGAUAUAAGAGGCUGAACAAAACACCAUUAUAUUGACAGAAGAAAUCAGUAAGACCAAUCAAUAUAGUAUCUUAGACUACAGAUUAGCUCUGGAGUGUCAUUUUAUUCCUCACUUUCUAUAGCAACUGAACCUGUCAUUGCUAUGUCCUGCCAGAAUGCCAGUGGUCUUUUAAAGCUUUGUUUGCAGCCAACAGAUCCUUUCCCAUUUUUUACCACUGAUAAUUUUUACCUGGAAUACUUUUGCUGAGAUAUACUGUCCAUCUGAAUGAACCAGAACCUAAUAUAGCUUUGUUUUUUUUACAAAGAUAGCAAACUUUUGCUUUCCAGGCAUUUUCAUUUAUAUCAAUAUACAAGCCUGCAUUUCACCAUCUAUUUGUUUGCUGAUGUGUAUGUUCCUUCUCCCCUGCCCACUCUCUCUGGAUCCCUUUGUUAUGUUACAGAGUCUGUUGAAAGCUAGCAUGCAACUUAGGAGAUUGCGGUGAAACAAAUGGAGAAACAUAAGGGAAAGAGGACAAGUGUCUUUGCUAAAAUGCCAUUUCCCUGUAGUAUGUGCACAUUAAAACAACAAGAGCCAGUAGGGUGACUUUUGAAAAUCAUUCUGUUAGCUGCUGGUUUUAAAACAUCUGUGUGAUGCUCAGUUAUGCAACCUUAAGCACAUGUAAAUAUGACUGACUUUUUUAUGGUCACAAACUGUAAACACCAGUUGAUCUCAAAUAGGUUUGCAACUGGGAAUGAGGAAUAAUCUUUAUGUAUAUUAACUUUAUGGAAUUACUGACAGCCAAUACAGAGACUUAAGGACAGUUUUCUGAUGUCUGUAUAGUUUUGGAAAUAAAACAUGUAUAGAAAGGUAUAAUUGAAUUCCUGACCAUCAGUUGCUCCUUAAUGUAUUUUAAUGAAGAAAAUGCACAUAUCCAUAGAUUUUUUUUCAAUAAAAUUGCUGCACUCAA